Aphis gossypii (cotton aphid) is the source of this 795-nucleotide messenger RNA. RefSeq lists its product as uncharacterized. The transcript has a single exon. The coding region runs from base 1 to 795 and encodes 264 amino acids. The record is from RefSeq and is a predicted model, not a curated record. NCBI's taxonomy places the organism in Eukaryota, Metazoa, Arthropoda, Insecta, Hemiptera, Aphididae.
AUGAACAACGACCCGCAACAACCGACCGAUAACGCGACCGUUUCGCCCGCAAUAGACGCGGUCUCCAAUUUCCGCCUCCCGACAUUUUGGAGUCAAUCACCCACAUACUGGUUUAACCACGCAGAAGCUAUGUUUGCCGCCCAACGCAUCACCUCGAACGCGUCGAAAGUGCAUUACGUCGUCGGGGCACUGGACCAGACGAUAAUCCGAAUCGUCGGCGACCUACUCGGAACAUCCGCGUCAUACGAAGCAAUUCGCACGCGGCUCAUCGAAGCAUUCGCAACGCCAAAUUCCGCUAAGUACCGAGAUCUCGUCCGACCCGGAGGCUUAGGCGACCGACGACCGUCACAACUGCUCCGCGAUAUGCGUAGUGAUGUGCCACCAGGCAUAGGCGAAGAAGCUCUGAAGGAGUUCUGGCUGCAAAGACUGCCAUCAAGCGUCAGAGUCGCCCUCGUCAGCUUGGACGCCUCGCUCGACACGCUAGCCUCGCGUGCAGACCUUAUCAUGGACGCUUCCAACCCGUUGGACGUCGACGCAGUAAGCAGAAAUCAAUCCGCGGACCUCGCUGAAACCGUUGCCGCACUGGCAAAGCAGAUGCAGACAUUAACGCAAUUGGUCAGCUCAUCCUUGGGACCUCAGCGACAACGACAACGAUCCCCAGCACGAACAAGCCAACCGCCGCCGUCUCGAAAUUGCUAUUAUCACGAAACAUACGGCACCGAUGCUCGCAAGUGUCGUCCGCCGUGCAAUUUCCGGCCGCAGAACAACAACGACUCCACGCCUGCGGAAAACUAG